CGCAGAGAAGAAGGAAGGGGCGGGGCGGAGGCGGGCGGAGGACCCCGCGGGUGGCUGUGCCCGGCCAGGGCGGACCUUCGAGGGCGCCUCACACCCGGGGACUGAUGCCCUUGGCCAUGAGGCACCCCCAGCUGCUAUCUGCUCGGGCACAGCCUGUGUGACUGGGCCAUCGCUGCUCCUGCUGUCUCCUGUCACCGUUCCCUUUACUGAACAGUUUGAUGGGGCAUCGGGCGGAUGACAGCGGGAACGGUUGUGAUCACGGGCGGAAUCCUAGCGACGGUCAUCCUGCUCUGCAUCAUUGCUGUCCUGUGCUACUGCAGGCUCCAGUAUUACUGCUGUAAGAAGAGCGGAGCGGAGGAUGCAGAUGAAGAGGAAGAGGACCACGGCCUGGCCACACCCCCCAGAGGCCCUCCCUGCAAUGCCUGCAUCUCCCAAGCCCUGGAUGGCCCAGGCAGCCUGGUGCCCCUCACCAGAGAGCCCUGCGGAGUGGCCGCCGGCCACUGCACCACCUGCUCCCCAUACAGCUCCCCCUUUUACAUACGGACGGCUGACAUGGUGCCCAAUGGGGGUGGAGGUGAGAGGCUCACCUUCGUUCCCACAUACUACAAGGAGGGGGGACCCCCGUCCCUCAAAUUGGCAGCGCCCCAGAGUUACCCGGUGACGUGGCCAGGCUCUGGGCAUGAGGCCUACACCAAUCCAAGGGCUAUUAGCACAGAUGUGUAACCACUUUCUCCCGCCCCCACGUCCCCCACACACCAAUGCUGCUGCCACAGCAGGAGCAACAGGGGCAGCGAUGGCUGCCCAUCCAGCAGCCCACAGGACCCUCUCUGUCUCCGUUUCACGGGACCCUCUCUGUCUCAGUUUCUCUGACUUCUUGCCCUACAAUGGAGAGUUCACUGGGAUUGCAGCUGUUGGUGCCCUGAGGACCAGGGCAGGUCCUGGCGCCAGGCCCAUGGUAGAGGGGGUGCUGACUGGUCGAGUUGGCAGCAUUGCCAGUUUCUCAGUUGGGACACCCCUCUGGCCUACCCAACACCUGUCUCACCCCCCCACAUCCUGCCCCCCCCAAAAAAAAACUUUGCCAGAUUGUGAGAGGGGGAGCAUCAGGGAAAGCUAAGCAAAGGCUCUGGAGGCAGCCAGAGUCCCUGGGGAAGAAAGAAAAGAGGAGAACAAGGACGCAAGAGAGGCGGGAACCAAGCCACUACAAAUUUAGAAAGGGGCAGGGGUGUUAGGGAGCCUCUUCCCGACUGGAGGCUAAAACGAAUCUAAGAGCUAGUUCCCAGCCAAGCUUGGUCUGGAAGUUAGCAGAGCCAGGAGUCUCUGCUGCUCCCGUAUGAAUAUGGGUUCCUGAACACAAGGUGUUGGCCCCCUCCUGUGCAACACCUCGAGGGGAGCUUUCAGCCUGUGCCUAGGGCUAUCUGUGAGGACUGCACCAAAAAGUGACUGUUUAAGUCUUGUCUCUCCCCAAAUCCUCAUUCUCAGCCCUAUGAACCAGCUGCCCCUGCUGGAGAAAUUUUUUCAAGUUCUGAUCCUCAAGUUCCAGUAGCUUAGGAAUGAGACCCUGCCCAUGGGUUCUGGGCCCGGUCCAGCAGCAUGCCCAGGGGGAUGCGAUCCUGUGUAGGCAGGUGUGUGCUGUCAGGAGCACAGGCUUAGCCACCUCCAGGAGCUGUGGAGUGAAAGGGUCUCUGAUAGACCAGCUAGGAAGAACAAUCCGAAUCCCAAAGAGAAUAAGUGUAAAGGUGAUUAAGGUGGUCAGUCCCACAGCAGCCAGCUGGCUGGCACGGGAAGAGCCAGCAGGAUUCCCAUGGGACCAUGUUGCAGCCCUGGAAGCCCCGGAAGCCCCUCUAGUGGCCCAGCUCCCCCCUUGGGCAACAACCAUGAUGCCAUUGGGCCGGAUGUUUAUUCCUCAGAGAUGGCAGCCCUUGUGCCUGAGGAUGGGAGGGGCUUGACUUAGCAAUUGGACCCAGACUCGCUGCCCUCCCUCCAUUGCCCCAACCCCAGUCUCUAGGUGCGCUUCCACCAGCCCAAGUCCCGUUCCCACGUCCCACUUAUACCUCAGUUGUGGCCUUAUGCUAUUUCAGUGAAUGCAUCUGCUGAGAGUCCCAGUUGUCUCUGCUGUAAGGGAUUGCAGCCUCCGUCUAGAAGCACACCUACCCUCUCCCCUUCCCCUGUCACUGAGUGCUGCAGAGGCAGGCAGGGCAGGCAAGGAGCUGGCCCAGAAUGUUGAUUUUGCAUUUUAGGGAGGGCAGGGUGCUACUGGGGGAGGAAGAGAGAAUUCACUACAGCUUUUGCUUCAUCCUGUGGGGCACCUGUCACCUUGUAUUGUGCUCUAUGAUUAGGACACUGCGGGGUUGGGAAUCAGCAGACCUUGGUCACACUUUGGGUCACUCCUUAGCUCUAGGAACUUCCACUUAAUCUUCUCUGAAGGCUUCGUUUUCACCAAGGAAAUGAGACCUCCUGGGAUGGACAUAAGGACCCUUGAGAACUCCCCAAAGCCCGGACUUCCUGAGAGAUUGGGCAGCCACUGUCUGUGUCUCUGUGUCCUAACCCUGACAGGAGCUGGCUGCACUCGCCAGCAGUCCCAUCCUGUGUGCAGGGGUGUGUGUUGAGAGGUGAGGGAUUAGCAGACAAGCUAUUUUAGUUGUCAGUGAAAAGCAAACAUGUUUGUCUGACCCUGCUACAGAGUGACCUCAAGGGGUCACAUUCCUCUUGUCCCAGGAGACAAUUCUAGGUGGAGGUAAUAAGAUCUCCCUUCCAGGCCAGAGGGAUCCACUAGGACAGGUGUAUUAACUGAGUCCUUCCCACUGCCGGCCCUGACUGGGCCAAGCACCUUGACAUGAACAGCUGGGCUGGCAGUUGUCCUUGCUUCCUGACCAACCCCAGGGCCUUGCUGCUCUGGAAUUCCACAUCCACUAACUACAACAGUGGCUGCCCCUCUUCACCAAGAAAUAACCAUGUCCUCUUAAUCUCCUGCGUUUGAGAAACCAAGACAACCCUGUUAACUCUCACCCUCUCUUGCCCCUGACCUAUGAAGAUCACUGAGUACAAAGCAUCUGUGCAGUCCAGCUCUUCCUCUAGCUUCCCCAGCUUACAUCCUGUCACCCCACAAAGCAAACUCUGGGUGUGGGACAUUGUGGAGUUGGUGGGCCACGGUUCCCCCACACAUUGCUAAGGGUGCAGGGUCAAGCUUGCCUGCCUGCCUGUUGCUGUGCUGGCCUAAUCCGCAGGAGAGGAAGCUCGCCCCACUCAACUGUGCUGCACUUUUCCGUGGAGUCUGACCUCGGGGACACUAUCUGGACACUUCAAACUGCACUCUAAACAGGAAGACAAGGGUAGGCCAGGAGCACCCUGUCCUAACCAACCUCUGUCUCCAUCCCCAUGUCACUGUUCCUGCUACGGAUCUCAUAUCCUGCAUCUUUGAUAACUUGGAGUCACAAGUGAAUGUCAUAAUAAACGAGGAAUUUGAA
Molecule: messenger RNA, 3464 nt
Organism: Talpa occidentalis (Iberian mole)
Lineage: Eukaryota; Metazoa; Chordata; Mammalia; Eulipotyphla; Talpidae
Gene: FAM163A
Product: family with sequence similarity 163 member A
Exons: 5
Coding region: 235-723 (162 amino acids)
Source: RefSeq, a predicted model, not a curated record